AUGCUGCGUCGUCCACGUGUUUGCCAUGCUGCUCGUGUCGUGUUGCAGCCGGCAUGUCGUCUUUGGUCCCCUUAUCGGGCAGACGGAGCCUUGGCCGACGCAAGAGGCGUCCUUGGAUGGGCGAUUCGCAUCAAACCUGCAAAGAUCGAUGGCUGCAGCAUCGAUGGCAGCACCGUCGAAUCUUCGGAGCAACAGGCCACACGGCCAGGCAAGUCCUUCAUGGACGAUGCUAAGGCAUCAAACCCGCAAUGCAUCCAUGGCAAUACCGUCGAGUCUUCCGAGCAAUAG
This is a messenger RNA of Drechmeria coniospora, 288 nucleotides long. RefSeq lists its product as uncharacterized. NCBI's taxonomy places the organism in Eukaryota, Fungi, Ascomycota, Sordariomycetes, Hypocreales, Ophiocordycipitaceae. The record is from RefSeq and is a predicted model, not a curated record. The coding region runs from base 1 to 288 and encodes 95 amino acids. The transcript has a single exon.